Molecule: messenger RNA, 2044 nt
Organism: Mycena citricolor
Lineage: Eukaryota; Fungi; Basidiomycota; Agaricomycetes; Agaricales; Mycenaceae
Source: the annotation of a GenBank genome assembly
UGUGGCUGUGCCUCAGGCCGUUUCGAAGAAUUUGUCCUUGUGUACGGCAUAGUACGGGCAGCCCUUGCUCGCAACUAGUCCGCCUCUUCAUCAGCUCUCUCACCGUCACCACUUCCUCACUUUCCAAGCGAUUUCGCUUAUCGUUCAAUAUGUCGGCAAGAAAAUCUUUCUUCCCUCAGAACUCCGCUCCAGCUUCUGUCCCACCACCUGCGCUUUUCGUUCCUGACCAGUCAAACCCACUACACAGCUCUAGCAACGGCUCUUUCACCGCCCCUUUUGACAUCCCCAGUCUUCUCAAGCCUCAACGAUCUCAACAACAUGCCUCACAGGGACAGCCGCCGUCUCGACGCCAAUCCAUGAAUGCUUCCAUCCGGCCAUCGACCGGCACUCCUCAUGCUCAAGGUCCCACCCACUCUCGCGUUCUCGACGCCCUCAACGCUGCGGGUCUCAUCACGCGUCCCGGAACUUCUGACCCGCAUAAACGGUCGAAAAACUUCGCGACCCACCGUCUGCCAUCUCACGGGCCCUCUGGCGCGACAGGUGGUACUCCCAAUGUGAUCGUCGCCCCAUCGCCGCGCAUGCCAGCAUCAGCUCUCUUUCGCGAACCGACGGCUUCUUCUGCUGGUGCCUUGAAGAAAUCUGCACUCACACCUGUGUCUCAAGCCGUGUCAAUGACGCCGACAGGCGAGCAGCCCCAAGACGAGGCGCAUAUAUUCGGCUUCAAUGCUGCGCAAGAGCACACAGAUGCUUCGAACAAUCGUCCCCUCUCUCGCCCUAUGCACUCUACUCACGUUCACCCCCAUCUUGAAGAGGAUAGCGACGAGCCGCCGAUGCUGCAGUCUCGAUCUCCCUUCCUGCACCAAGACCAUGUCAAUGCCGGUGUCCGCGGGACAGACCAGCAAGAUGACGACGUUUAUGAGAUUCCCGAAGCCGAGAUGCGCGCUCGGGGAUCCAACUUGAAACGCGGACGAUCCGAGGUCGAGGACGGCGAGGGAGAUGAUCACGGGAUGGGCUAUGGAGCUGGGCAAGCGAAGCGGUUCAAGGCCCAGGAGCAGCUGGAGGAUUUGGGGUACGAACGGAUGGCAUUGCCCGACCCCACUCAUCCACGGCAAGAUGUCGAGCACCACCAUCAGCUUCAGCAUCACCACGAUGGCCGUCCGCAGCGUGUUCCCCCGUCGACUUAUGUUAGCUACUCCGGUCGUCCUUAUGACUCUAUCCAGCCCAUCUCGCCUUCUCCUCACCAAGAACAGGCUUGCGGUUCAGACCCCGACUCUCAUGCGGAACGCGAGCGACCCGAAGCGUCGCCUCUGCUCAAGCUGCUGCGCGUUGAACAAGUUGAUCUCCUCUCCGCUGCUCGAGUGGAUAAGUAUAUCCAGUCGACUGAGAAGUGGAAGAAUUGCACCCGGGAGGAGUGGAUUGCAGGAGCAGAUGAGCUCAUGAGGAUGUACACCAAGAUCUUCGACUUCGCCAAAGCUCACAUGACCGACAAGUUCCAGAUGUUCACUCAAUGCGACGACACGCUCAAAGCACACAACGAGGUUUUGAAAGAACGUGAUACGCUGCUGGGCGAUGUGCGGGACCAGCUUGUCGCGGAGGGUGGAAACGUACUGGCCAAGUGAUUCAUUCAAUCGUCUUCCUGUGCGACGCUGUGUCUUCUGUUCGGGGCCCGGUGGACUUCUGAACUUACAAUAACCUUCCGUAUACUGCACGUUUCUUGCUGUUGUGUGAUACUCCACGGGUCUGAGCACCGCAUGUGCAACUGCUGUAUCCGCACAAGCUGUGUAAUUGUGUGCUAGCUAUGUCGAAUGCCGUUGCGUUGUGUGCCUGACCGGGCGUCCGGUGUACUUAUAGCCUCAGCCACUUAGAGUCACCAUACCACAUGGGUUCCGACUGCGAGACAGUGAUCGAUUUCUUGAGCAAGACUAUACACACCGGGGAAUCAUUAAAAAAAAAAGGUGCCCCAAUAGAGCUGUUCAGCAGAACCAAAAAAUUGAUUUGUUUUUUACGAGUUUCCUGGUUGUGGAGUAGACUUUACUUCCCAAUU